AUGGUCCAAGCUGAAUUUUUGAAACUAUUGGUCAAGUCUUUGGGAAUGAAACCACUUUUGAAACCACUGGGUGCUCUGAGUUCUUACCCAGUAGUGGAAGGUGUGGUGGGUCACCCUGUGACACUGCCAUGUACUUACUCAACAAAUGAGGGAAUCACUACCGCAUGCUGGGGCCUUGGUGAAUGUAAGCUUUUUUAUUGUGCAAGAACGCUUAUCUGGACCAAUGGCUACCAUGUGUCCUAUCAGAGGAACAGCCGAUACCAGCUCAAGGGUCAUAUUUCAGAAGGAAACGUGUCCUUGACAAUAGAGAAUGCUCUUCAGAGUGACGGUGGUCCAUAUUGUUGUAUAGUGGCAAUCCCUGGAUCUUUCCAAUUUGUGACCUAUUCCUUGAAAGUUAAACCAGAAGUUCCAGGAAAACCCACAACUACAGGAAGACCCACAACUACAGGAAGACCCACAACUACAGGAAGAUCCACAACUACAUCAAGACACAUAACUAUUUCAACAAGACCCACACAUGUACCCACAUCACCCCAAGUCUCAACCUCUUCUCAUCCAACACCAGCACAAACACAGACUCACACACCAGUGACAAGAACUGGCAGAGUCAGAAAUCUCAUGGUGGAAGUUAUGAGGAGAGAAAUUGGCUCAGACUUUGUCCCUGUUCACUUGGCUUCGAAGCUGGUUCUCUGA
Molecule: messenger RNA, 693 nt
Organism: Onychomys torridus (southern grasshopper mouse)
Lineage: Eukaryota; Metazoa; Chordata; Mammalia; Rodentia; Cricetidae
Product: T-cell immunoglobulin and mucin domain-containing protein 2-like
Exons: 5
Coding region: 1-693 (230 amino acids)
Biological process (GO): positive regulation of mast cell activation; phagocytosis, engulfment
Cellular component (GO): cell surface
Molecular function (GO): phosphatidylserine binding; virus receptor activity
Source: RefSeq, a predicted model, not a curated record